AUGGCCAAGGCGACGUCCGGCGCCGCGGAGCUGAGACUGCGACUGUGGUUGCUGCUGCUGCCGCUGCUCGGCGAAGCCCCCUUAGGCCUCUACUUCUCAAGGGAUUCCUACUGGGAGAAGCUGUACGUGGACCAGCCAGCCGGCACACCCCUGCUCUACGUGCAUGCCUUACGGGACAUGCCCGGGGAGGUGGCCAGCUUCCGCCUGGGCCAGUAUCUGUAUGGAGUCCAUCGCACCCGGCUGCACAGGAACGACUGGAUCCGCAUCCAGGAGGACACUGGUCUCCUCUACCUCAACCGGAGCCUGGACUACAGCUCCUGGGAGAAGCUGAGCAGGCGCAAUGGCGGCUUCCCCCUGCUCACCAUCUUCCUCCGGGUCUUCCUGUCGCCCGUGUCUGUGCGUGAGGCCGAGUGCCAGUGGCCCAGCUGUGCCCACGUCUACUUCUCCUGCAUCAACUCCUCCUUCCCGGCCUGUGGCUCGUUCACGGCCCGCCAGCUGUGCUUCCCGGACACCGACCUGGCCUUCCGCAUCCGGGAGAACAGGCCAUCCGGCACCUUCCACCAGUUCCGCCUGCUGCCCAUGCAGUUCCUGUGCCCUGACAUCAGCGUGGUCUAUAGCCUCCUGCAAGGUGAGAGCGGACCCUUCCGCUGCGCCCCGGACAGUCUGGAGGUGAGCACGCUGUGGGCCCUGGACCGGGAACAGCGGGAGAAGUACGACCUGGUGGCCAAGUGCACCAUACGUACCACGGAGCGUGAGCAGGAGGUGCUGGUGCCCUUCUCGGUGAGCAUCUACGAUGAGGACGACUCUGCUCCCACCGCCCCCGGAGGCCUGGACACCGCUGAUGCCAUCGUGGAGUUCAAGCGCAAGGAGGGCACCGUGGUAGCCUUGCUGCGGGUCUUUGACGCCGAUGUGGUGCCGGCAUCCAGGGAGCUGGUGAGACGGUACACCAGCACACUGCUGCCCGGGGACCCCUGGGCCCAGCAGACAUUCCGUGUGGAGCAUUCGCCCAACGAGACCCUGGUUCCAGUCAACGAUACCUUCGUGCGAGCCACCAUGCACGACUAUAGACUGGUUCUCAACCGCAGUAUCUCCAUCUCCGAGAGCCGCACCCUGCAGCUGGCCGUGCUGGUCAACGAUUCGGACUUCCAGGGCCCGGGGGCCGGUGUCCUCCUUCUGCAUUUCAACGUGUCUGUACUGCCUGUCAGCCUGCACCUGCCCAAGGCUUACUCCUUCUCUGUGAGCAGAAGGGCCCGCCGUUACGCCCAGAUUGGCAAGCUGUGUGUGGAGCACUGCCGAGAGCUGAGUGGCGUCCAAGUCGAAUACAAGCUGCAGCCCGCCAGCGCCAACUGCAGCGCCCUGGGAGUGGUCUCCUCGACGGAGGACACCUCGGGGACCGUGUUUGUUCACGACGCGGAACUCCUGCAACAGCCCGAGUGUGCUGAGCUCCAGUACCUCGUGCUGGCCACCGACCAACAGACCGGCCAGCAGACGCAGGCCCCGCUGCUCGUCACCGUGGAGGGGACAUAUGUGGCCGAGGAGGUAGGCUGCCCCUUGUCCUGUGCAGUCAGCAAGAGGCGGCCCGAGUGUGAGGAGUGCGGUGGCCUGGGCUCCCUGACGGGCAGAUGUGAGUGGCGACAGGGAGAUGGGAAAGGAAUCAGCAGGAACUUCUCCACCUGCUCCCCCAGCAUCAAGACCUGCCCCGAUGGCCACUGUGACACGGUGGAGAGCAAGGACCCUCACAUCUGCCCCCAGGAUUGCCUGCGGGGCAGCAUCGUCGGGGGUCAUGAGCCCGGGCAGCCCUGGGGCAUCCGAGCCGGCUAUGGCAUCUGCAACUGUUUUCCCAAGGAGAAGAAGUGCUUUUGCGAGCCCGAGGACAGCCAGGACCCACUGUGUGAGGAGCUGUGCCGCACCGUGAUCGCCGCCGCUGUCCUCUUCUCCUUCCUCGUCUCCGUCCUGCUCUCCACCUUCUGCAUCCACCGCUACCACAAGCACGCGCACAAGCCGCCCAUCGCCUCGGCGGAGAUGACCUUCUGUAGGCCCGCCCAGGCCUUCCCUGUCAGUUACUCCUCGUCCGGGGCCCGCCGGCCCUCGCUCGACUCCGUGGAGAACCAAGUGUCCGUGAACACCUUCAAGAUGCCGGUGGAUCCCAAGUGGGAAUUCCCACGGAAGAACCUGGUUCUUGGGAAGACACUGGGAGAAGGCGAGUUUGGGAAGGUGGUCAAGGCGACAGCUUUCCGGCUGAAGGGCAGAGCUGGCUACACCACGGUGGCUGUGAAGAUGCUAAAAGAGAAUGCCUCCAACAGUGAGCUGCGGGACCUCCAGUCAGAGUUCAACCUCCUGAAGCAAGUCAACCACCCCCACGUCAUCAAGCUGCAUGGUGCCUGCAGCCAGGAUGGGCCAUUACUGCUCAUCGUGGAGUACGCCAAAUACGGCUCCCUGCGCGGCUUCCUCCGGGACAGCCGCAAGGUGGGGCCCGGCUACGUGGGUGGCGGAGGCAGCCGCAACUCGGGCUCCCUGGACCACCCGGACGAGCGGGCCCUGACCAUGGGCGACCUGAUCUCCUUCGCCUGGCAGAUCUCACGGGGCAUGCAAUACCUGGCCGAGAUGAAGCUGGUGCAUCGGGACCUGGCCGCCAGAAACAUCCUGGUGGCUGAGGGGCGGAAGAUGAAGAUCUCGGACUUCGGGCUGUCCCGGGAUGUCUAUGAGGAAGAUUCCUACGUGAAGAGGAGCAAGGGCCGGAUUCCAGUCAAAUGGAUGGCGAUCGAGUCUCUUUUUGACCAUAUCUACACCACGCAAAGUGAUGUAUGGUCCUUCGGUGUCCUGCUGUGGGAAAUCGUGACCCUCGGGGGCAACCCCUACCCUGGGAUUCCACCUGAGCGACUCUUCAACCUCCUGAGGACUGGCCACCGCAUGGAGAGGCCAGACAACUGCAGCGAAGAGAUGUACCGCCUGAUGCUGCAGUGCUGGAAGCAGGAACCCGACAAGAGGCCGGUGUUUGGCGACAUCAGCAAAGACCUGGAGAAGAUGAUGGUCAAGAGCAGAGACUACCUGGACCUGGCCGCGUCCACGCCAUCCGACUCGCUGCUCUAUGACGACGGCCUGUCGGAAGAGGAGACGCCCCUGGUGGACUGUAACAAUGCUCCCCUCCCUCGCGCCCUCCCCUCCACAUGGAUUGAAAACAAACUCUAUGGCAUGUCAGACCCGAACUGGCCCGGAGAGAGUCCUGUACCACUCACGAGAACCGCUGGCACUAACCCUGGGUUCCCAAGAUAUGCAAAUGAUAGUGUAUAUGCUAAUUGGAUGGUUUCACCCGCAGCAGCCAAACUAACGGACGCCUUUGAUAGUUAA
Messenger RNA from Ochotona curzoniae (black-lipped pika), 3348 nucleotides. RefSeq names its product ret proto-oncogene (gene RET). Lineage: Eukaryota; Metazoa; Chordata; Mammalia; Lagomorpha; Ochotonidae. Gene Ontology annotation, cellular component: signaling receptor complex; membrane; axon. The record is from RefSeq and is a predicted model, not a curated record. Bases 1 to 3348 code for a protein of 1115 amino acids. Gene Ontology annotation, molecular function: ATP binding; calcium ion binding; transmembrane receptor protein tyrosine kinase activity. Gene Ontology annotation, biological process: multicellular organism development; cell surface receptor protein tyrosine kinase signaling pathway; homophilic cell-cell adhesion. The transcript has 20 exons.